Esox lucius (northern pike) is the source of this 3662-nucleotide messenger RNA. It is a transcript of the gene sec22bb, whose product is annotated as SEC22 homolog B, vesicle trafficking protein b. Gene Ontology annotation, molecular function: SNAP receptor activity. Bases 170 to 829 code for a protein of 219 amino acids. Lineage: Eukaryota; Metazoa; Chordata; Actinopteri; Esociformes; Esocidae. The record is from RefSeq and is a predicted model, not a curated record. Gene Ontology annotation, cellular component: Golgi membrane; SNARE complex; ER to Golgi transport vesicle membrane. Gene Ontology annotation, biological process: endoplasmic reticulum to Golgi vesicle-mediated transport; retrograde vesicle-mediated transport, Golgi to endoplasmic reticulum; vesicle fusion with Golgi apparatus. The transcript is spliced from 6 exons.
CACACCAUUUUGGAAUGGACGGAUAUGAACGAAACACCCACAAAGCGUUAGUGUUUCCGGCCAGCUCAGCGCGUCUGGAUUGUUGUGUUGUCACUGACUGCUGGCUGUCAUUAGCUCUAAUACGCCGUGGCUAUCAAUUGUAGCGAAGAAGAACACAUUUCAUUCUAAAAUGGUGCUGCUAACAAUAAUUGCUCGUUUAGCGGAUGGACUGCCGCUUGCCGCCUCAAUGCAGGAGGACGAGCAGGGAAGUGAGAAGUUGGGUCGAGACCUGCAACAGUACCAGAGCCAGGCUAAACAGCUAUUCAGGAAACUCAAUGACCAGAGUCCUACACGUUGCACAUUAGAGGCUGGCUCCAUGUCCUUUCACUAUGUCAUAGAAAAGGGAGUAGUCUAUCUAGUACUGUCGGAAGCAAGCUUUCCUAAAAAACUUGCAUUUGCUUACCUGGAAGACCUGCAGGCAGAAUUCCAUGAACAGCAUGGAAAGAAGGUCCCCACCGUAUCCCGGCCCUACUCCUUCAUUGAGUUUGACACAUACAUUCAGAAGACCAAGAAGUCGUAUAUAGACAGUAGAGCCCGCAGGAACCUGGGCAACAUCAACACAGAGCUGCAGGACGUCCAGCGAAUCAUGGUGGCCAACAUUGAGGAAGUGUUGCAACGAGGGGAGGCCCUGUCCGCUCUGGACUCCAAGGCCAGUAAUCUAUCCAGCCUGUCAAAGAAGUACAGAAGUGAUGCUAAGUACCUGAACACUCGCUCCACCUACGCCAAGCUGGCUGCUGGCGGGGUCUUCUUCAUCAUGCUUAUCGUCUAUGUUCGCUUCUGGUGGCUCUGAGAAAGGAAAGGAGAGGAGGCAGGAAGGGUUAGCCAUGGUCUCAUUUUAUCCAAAAUGUGAUUUGUCUAUUUUACACAAGACUGUUGUAGUACACACCGACAAUGCACGUUAUCUUCCCAACCGCCUUUGCAUAGAUCUUUCAAGAAAUUACAAAUUUUAUGUUUUUAUUAACAAUUACAGUCACCCUGUAGCGCUUAUACAUCCGAGUUAAGAGAGACUGAUUGCUUGUGAGAAUGGGUCAGAGGAAAUACCUUUGUUUUGUGUUUGUGUGUAUUACCAUGACCUGUAAGAUAACUCCUGUUGAUUUAGUCAUGUUCAGGGCUAUAUGACAUAGCAGUGCAUAAAUCAUUAUAUUUACCCAGAACACAUCGCUAGGGCUCUGGUGUUAAUAACACAACUAUUAUUGUGUUGUUAUUAUUGUGGAUGGAUGCAGAUCUCUUAAAGUGAAUGAAUUGAAAGAAAAAUGGCAUCGAUAUGAGGCUAAAUGUAGGAUAGGAGGUCAUUCAUUAUUUCCAUCUCAUCCAAAAACAACUGUUAGGUGAUUAUAACAAUGGUAUGUCACAUUAAGGGUUUUUCUUGGGUUGUGUUUAUUGUAUUCUUGCUCAUAGUUGGCAGCACACUAGUCGUUAUCACUUCAGAACGUAGCUGCAACUGACUCAAUCAUAAAUCCUAUGGUAAAUUUAGGUUUUACUUCAGAUACCACGAUAGGGCUGUUUAGGGACUAUCACUUAAUUACACACUGUACAUCUGAAAAUAUUGAAAAAUAUAAAUCGCUCAAUAGUCAAUAGCUAAAUUUUUCAAUUACUUUAAAACCUCAAACCAAACAUAACAUUUUUGCAAUUAAUGUACAAAUAUUAUUAGCAUUUAUUUAGAAAACCAAAAGGUUUACAGCAUCAAAAUAUUGUCCAAUUAAAAAAAUACAUCUAGUAGUGUUGAUUUAAUUAGACAGUUUGUGGCCACUGACAUUAAACACAUUGUUAUGGCUAGUAUUUUAUUGUUUGUAAUAUAUACCUUGAAAAUGAACAAAGUUGUUUAUUCAUCUCAUGCUAAGUCAGAUGGAGCAGCUUUUGUGAAUUGGAAUGUCAAAUAACGUGGCAUUCAAACAGCAUCCCAUUUCAAUAGGGAUUUCUCUGAGGGAAGGUCGCUAUGGUUUUUUAAGGUAAAAACCUAGUGAUUGGACUGCACACAAGGUUGUGGUGCCUCAUUGUGCUUUAGCGACUCCUUGUGGUAUGUUGGGCAACCUGCAGGAUCAAUCGUGGCUGUUUGCCAUUGUGCUUUCUCUAAGAAUGUAAGGGCUGGAGCGUGAAAACGAGCAGAACUUCUAGCCAUGAUGUGCUUCGUAGGACACAAUUGUGUUUGUCUUUUCCCAGACUGCAGGGAGUUCUUGCAAUGAGGCAAGGCAAAAAACAGCAAAUUAGACUUUGAUAUGGUUGCACACAAACUGAUUGAAACAAAUUGACUAAAGAGGUUUGACAACUUGCUAUUAAGCUUUGGAUAUUUCAGCUGCGUUCAUGCAUGCAAUCCAAUAAUUAGGUGUGUUCCUCUGCCUGGAAAGGUUACUUAGGUAUCAGCUAACCUCAUCAAACGUGUUCCUUUGCACAGGCUUUUCACAUAUCUUACAAUGCCUGGGCAAUUCUUUUACAUACCAACCAACCAAAAGAUGCAUUGAUGCAUUCAGAUGAAUGAAACUAGGCUGUACUGACCAACAAGUUGAUGGAAAGGGUUGGGAUGUGGGUUGGAAAACUCAUGGCCUCUUUAAACACACCACUCAUUACUUCAGGCCACACCCUGCCACACUGACCAAACAGCAUUAAGUGUCCAUCAAAGUGUGUUCUAGAAUGUUCUGUGAAAAAACGUGCAGUAAAAAUAGUUAUAGAACGUACAGUAUGUAUCAAUGGGUCCCUCUGCUGUGCUGGGGUGACUAAUCACACUACAUAAGUUAUUUCUCAUUUUUCAUCUCCACAUUGUGUUGACCAGUUUAACAUCUGACAGUUUAACAUCUGUUUAUGUAUAGUGGGGUCCUUUAUUUUGUAAAAAAAAAAAAGUAUGUGGAACACACUGUAUAUCAGAAUUGGGAUUGCUGUUUAAAUACAGCCUUUCUCAAAUGUAAAAAGUUUCAUGUAGAGUAUUUAAAAAUAUCAACAUGGUAAUAAGGCUGUGUUUAAAUAGCCCAAUUCUGAUAUAAACUAUGUUCCACUUAUUGAUCUUUUGACAAAUCACAUCAGGACUUGUUCAGUAAAUGUGUCUGGAACAUUCAAUUGAAUUUUAAUGAAAAAUGGGGAAAGGAUAGUUUGUGGGAAUGCUGUAAACAUGAUUACUGCCCUUUAAAUACGUCACUAACUGUCAGAUCUGUCAGGCAUCAGCAACAUAUAAGCAGAGGAAAGUAACUAGAGGUAGACUGGAUGUGUAAAAUGUUAUUUACAUGUUCAUAAUCUGAGUAAAAUCACCAUACCAUGAAAUUCCAAGUUUGAUAGCACAUGGUUUUGAUGACAUGAAGCAGAUAUCGGCACAUAAUUAACAGUACGCUCAGUUUGGGGUACUUGUUUUGGCUUGACAACACCUGUUUCAUUACCAGUGGCCAAACAUGUAAGAAUGCAUGUUUAAACUUUCUGUUUAAUUGAAUGUUCCACUAGGUUUUUUGGCCUAUACCAAGGCAAGAUCUAAUGAUUGGGCGUCUGAUUAUUCAAAAGACAAGUGAAAAAAAAUCAUAAUUCAAUGGAGCCUUACAGCUAGCUUAUGUUACGUAGCUGACUUAUAGUUGGAGGGGGAAAACCUCAUUCAUUUCAGUAUAACUGUUGAAUCUGCUAUUAAUAAAGUGAUUUGCAUAAAAAUA